Schistocerca gregaria is the source of this 2777-nucleotide messenger RNA. RefSeq lists its product as uncharacterized. Gene Ontology annotation, molecular function: oxidoreductase activity. Gene Ontology annotation, biological process: lipid metabolic process. The coding region runs from base 1475 to 2593 and encodes 372 amino acids. The record is from RefSeq and is a predicted model, not a curated record. The transcript is spliced from 6 exons. Lineage: Eukaryota; Metazoa; Arthropoda; Insecta; Orthoptera; Acrididae.
AUUCUAUCCUUCAACCGUUGAUUGGUUCUAUCUUGAUUAGCCUCGAUGUGGUCCUGGCCAAAUUCUGUUGUCUAUUAUAUUCUAUUGAUUGCAUUGAUUCGAUCAGUGACUGGCGGCACCAUUUCUUCUAGAAUUCAAAGUGUCGAAAAUGAUUCAACGUACAAACGAGUCUGGACCCUUGUUGUUAGUUUGACUGCUGGUGAAACGAUAACCGAAAAGGUUCCUGGUGCUAUAGUUAAAAUCACUAGAGAUUUUAUGACAGUCGACAUUCCUCUGUUCCACGUUUCAUCCGUAAACCCAAAAAGAGAAAGGUAUAUCCACAACGAUCAUUGCGGCAUAUAUGCAAGCAAGGGGUCGUGUAAGGACAGCGUUGGAUGGAAUAGAACGCUAUGCUGCCAUAUGCCCUUAACCAGUAAGCUGUACCGUGGUACUGGCGAACAUUGUUUGGACGCAAACCCCUUGAUUACCUAUCAGGUAUACGAGUCAUUCAACUAUAGCAUAGACAUUGAAACGAAGGGCAGCGUAUCUAUUCUUACUGAAAAUAAGACGAUUGAGUAUCCUGUCAAGUGGAAUUCUAAUCAGUUAACCUACUCUGUAGAAGAUGUAUUUCAUUCAUCGUAUAUGUUGACCCGUGAUAUACAUAACCAUCUUCCUGAUUUGUAUUUUUUUUUCGAAUCUCAACAUCCUUUGCACGAAGGGCUAAAUAUUGAGCAUAUGAACUGGUUUACGACAAAGUUGAGGAGAGAGGUCAUAGAUAGGCUAUUUAUAACGCCCGACGAGUGGAUCAGACAAGCAAAUUGUCUUCAACCGCAGCAUUUUCUCACAAGGACUCAGUUAGAAAACCCGGAAGAUCAAUAUGCAAACUUUAAAAAUCAAAAAUUAGGAGAUUACUUGAGAAUGUCGGUAAAGAAUGUUCGAGCUCGCAGAAACGGUCAGCAAUUGAGUCUGGUUUCGGAGCUGGACACUGAUAACACAUUCGUAAUAAUUGAGAUGUCAAUCACUCUGCCAAGCUGAAAAGUGAGCUUAGUGUCGCCUGAAAAAUAAUAGGACGUAGAAAUACGGAGCAAGUUAAAACCUUAAAUGUUGAAAGAUCUAAAUAGCAUAUGUUGUAACUGAAAAUCCACAAAAGUAUUUUAUACAAGCUGAAGUGAAGAGUAUAGAAGCUAUAUACAAUAUUGUUACAGUUUUAUUUCAACUAGAGGAGAAGGUGAUAAGGUGAGAUCCUCGCGGUUGCUUGUCACAACGGAUUUGGCGAAUUUCUUUCGCGCUACUGACUUAUGCACCUUUUUCGUAUCCUUGCUGGAGCUACACGAACCGUAUAUCGUCAAAAUACACACUAUAAGAAAUAAUAUUACUAUCUAAGAAAUCCUUACACGUCUUCAAUAGUCUGCCUGAUAAUUGCCACUCCCUUCCUCACUGUUUUUUUGACGUUCAAUACGUUUGUGACAAGAAAAAAAAAUAAGGUGUGGGCAUCAUGGAUUCGAAUGCCAACAAUCGAAUCAACCACGGCAUGUAUGAGUGUCCUGAAGCGCCUUUUACAGUACAACAACUGAUUGACACGAUUCCGAAGAAAUGCUUCGUUCGGAGCUACCUAAAAUCUUUCGGAUAUGUACUUAUGGAUUUGGCGAGUAUAAGCGCGCUUCUUUUGCUUGGGACAUUUGUAUAUUAUCGAUGCGCUCUCCCGACAUAUCUCUCAGUAAUUUUCUGGACCUGCUAUGCGUUUGCUCAAGGGACGUUUAUGACUGGAAUCUGGGUCCUUGCGCACGAAUGCGGCCACGGUGCCUUCUCUCCGAAUUCCUUGGUUAACGAUUUGGUCGGUUUAAUUCUUCAUACUGUCCUGAUAGUUCCGUAUUGGAGUUGGAAAUUUUCUCAUAACUUGCAUCACAACUACACCAACCACCUUACAAAAGAUGAGGUUUUCGUUCCAGUAAAGCGAGAACAAUCAACGUCAUACAUACCUUGGACGACUCGACGAGUUAUCGCAUCUAUCUUCAAGCAUUUAGUACUUGGAUGGCCUGCCUAUUUGUUGUUCAAUGCCACAGGAAACGAAGAACGCGAAGGCUGGGUGAAUCAUUUUUGGCCCUGGUCUUCUUUAUACACAUCGAAGCAGAGAAACUACGUUGUCAUCAACGAUAUAGCUAUUACUGCUUGGAUAUUAUUUCUGUGGUGGUGCGGACAACAAAUCGGUUUUGUACCGGUGCUUUUGCUCUAUUUUCUGCCCUAUUUUGUGACGAACGCGUGGGUGGUACUGGUCACAAAGCUGCAGCAUUCUAGUGCGAACAUUCCUCAUUAUUCGAGCGGCGCUUUUACGUGGAUAAAAGGACAGCUUUGUACGGUCGACCGAUCGUAUGGAUGGCUAAUUGACAGCUGGAUACACCAUAUCAACGAUACACACAUUGCCCAUCAUCUUCACCCGAAAAUUCCGCACUACAAUGCAAAGUUGGCUACUCAGGCGCUCAAGAAAAAAUUGGGGCCUUACUACCAAUUUAACGACAAGAAUUUGUUCGUACAACUUUUCGAGUCGUUUAGAGAUUGUUUAUAUGUUCAAGAAGAUCAGCCCAAUACCGGUGUCUGGUGGUUUCACUAUGAAUGAGCACUGCAUUCGUCGAUUGAGGGAUGACUAUGAUACGUUCAUAGGACUACGUUCAUAGGAUUCUAAGCGGGUUGAAAUGGCUCAAAACUUAACCUCUUACAAAAGGUCUGUUGUGUUUUGGUGCUUCAAUACGUGUGCGCGAGAACGUCACACGUGCAGAUGUAUAUGUACAGAACACGAAUCG